Molecule: messenger RNA, 893 nt
Organism: Eleginops maclovinus (Patagonian blennie)
Lineage: Eukaryota; Metazoa; Chordata; Actinopteri; Perciformes; Eleginopidae
Exons: 8
Coding region: 134-745 (203 amino acids)
Source: RefSeq, a predicted model, not a curated record
UUCCAGGAAAGAAUUUAUUUGCAUUGGAAUCAGCUCUGCCAUGCCUUUUCGGAAGCAAAGACCAUAAGGCUAGGCAAAACAGAGCAGAUCAUCAUUCAACUCUGUGAGUGAGGAGAGAACACCACCACAGAGAAUGGUUGUGAGAGGGGUCUCCCUAUACCUUUUGCUUGGUUAUCUGAUCAAAACAGGUAGCACCUGUUUUCCUGGUGAGUGUCUGAGAUGUAACACUACAGAGGCAGUCCAUUGUAAACUCUGCUUUACAAAACUGUGCUUCAAUGCAUCAGCUAUUCCAUCGAACUGCACAAAAGACUUUCAGGUUUCUGUCAACAGCAAUAACUCCAAGCUUAAGGAGGGCGAGGACAUCCAUCUUAGAUGUGUCCAUAAACUUCCCGACCAGAUUCCUAAGUUUGGUUGGAUGAGGGACAAACACGAAAUUCAACACCAGAAUGAAAGUGAGCUGCAUGUCAAAAAGGUGCUCUCAAACAAAGCAGGCAAGUACAUCUGCUUUGUGAGGAGCGUGUGUGGCUAUUACGAGUCUGCGCCACAUGAUGUCACUGUAGAGAACAAUUCAGUGGUGAUGCUGGUGGUCUGUGGUGUUUCCGCUUUGGUCCUGGUCUUGGUUAUGGGGCUGGCUAUGAAGUUCAAGCUGAAAAGAGACAAUGCUAAUCACAGAGAGAGGAUGAAGCAGAAGGCCACCAUGGAGCAGAGGGCCGCUCAAGCUCCUUUCCCACCAAGAGAAUCCUAAACAACUAUUCACAUGUCACUUCUUAGACGCAUUUAUCCAAAGCUAGAACUACCAGUCUAUUACCCUCAGAUAUAAUGAGCAGCCAUAUUGUUUCAUAAUUUGAUGUUGUUGUAUUUGAUGCAUCAAUAAAACCUCUUUAAUCUCUGUC